Messenger RNA from Ilex paraguariensis (yerba mate), 279 nucleotides. NCBI's taxonomy places the organism in Eukaryota, Viridiplantae, Streptophyta, Magnoliopsida, Aquifoliales, Aquifoliaceae. The record is from the annotation of a GenBank genome assembly.
AUGGAGGGUGAUGGUUAUUCAAUGGUGGAGGAGGGUUGCAGGACGCCGAGACACGAUGGGUGUCAGAUUCCGGCAGACCUGGUUUGCCCGCCGCCUCCGAGAAAGAAGACGGUUUACAUGAAGAAGCGGUCUCCGCCCAAGAAUGGGUAUUUUCAGCCACCUGACUUGGAGGUUUUCUUUGCGGGACAAAAGGCUAUGACCACGUUGCAGAAAUCAGCUAAGAUUAACCAGAAAAAUGUUUUAGAUUCAGUACCGGAAUUCAUAAAUAUUCUAUUCUAA